AUGGCAAGCAGAGAUAGCUUCCACAUCGAAGUGCCUUCGCCCUCAUUGACGGCUGUAAACGGCACACACCCGCUCAAGUCACCCUCGUCGCUCAAAAACCACCGCACGCCCAGCUUUAGCCGGGAUGGUUUGAUCAGUGCCGUGCAAAAGGCCAGAAACAUGUCUCAAUCAUCCGACCAGCGCAUCAACGGUUUCAGUGAUAUGAACAAAACACCCAGCGACGAGGGAUCGAACCCACUGAAGCGCCGCAACACCGACGCCGGAGUUGACUACCCGCGAAGGAGGGCUACCAUCGCUUGCGAGGUGUGUCGAUCCCGCAAGUCUCGCUGCGAUGGCACCAAGCCCAAGUGCAAGCUCUGCACCGAGCUCGGCGCCGAAUGUAUCUACCGAGAACCCGGCAUCAAGCUGGAUGCAGGCGACAAGCUCAUUCUCGAACGCCUCAACCGCAUCGAGAGCCUUCUUCAGAUGAACAUGGUCGCUGGCGGGCCUUCCGGCGGCGGCAUCCAGAUUAGCCACGAGUCACCAUCUAUGAGCAACGGCUCUGGACUGAAUGGCGAAAACCUAGUCGGAGUUGCCGGGACCACCAACUUUACUUCCAUCAUCCCCAGCGGGGGUCUAGGCACCUGGCAUAACCCGCCCAACAUCUCUACGAUGCCCAAAAUUCACACGAAUGCGGCUUUACACCUACUGCAGUGGCCUUUGAUUCGUGAUCUUGUAUCACGACCAUAUGAUCCGCAAAUCCUGCUACAGCUUGAGAUGGCGCGAGAGCCGCUGCACUCGCUGACGAAGACGCCUUGUGUCGACCUGUCCAAUACCACAGCAUACAUUGAGGCCUAUUUCGACCACGUCAACGUGUGGUACGCUUGCGUCAACCCUUACACCUGGAGGAGCCACUACCGGACGGCGCUAUCCAACGGCUUUCGCGAGGGCGCCGAGAGCUGCAUCGUCCUUCUUGUACUGGCUCUGGGACAGGCCAGCUUGCGAGGAAGCAUCUCACGCAUCAUGCCUGGGGAAGACCCCCCUGGACUGCAAUACUUCACCGCUGCAUGGGCUCUCCUUCCGGGCAUGAUGACUUCAAAUAAUGUUCUCGCAGCACAGUGCCACUUGCUGGCUUCUGCGUACUUGUUCUACCUUGUCCGCCCCUUGGAGGCCUGGAACCUGCUUUGUACUACCAGCACGAAGCUGCAGCUUCUUCUCAUGUCACCGAACAGGGUACCGCCCAAUCAGCGGGAGUUGACCGAGCGUAUUUACUGGAAUUCUCUCCUCUUCGAGAGCGACCUGCUGGCAGAGCUGGAUCUCCCGCACUCUGGGGUGGUCCAGUUUGAAGAGAACGUCGGACUUCCCGGUGGCUUCGAGGGAGAAGAACAGGAAGCGAUUGGACGGGAUGACCUUUGGUACUUCCUUGCCGAGAUCGCCUUGCGGCGACUCCUGAAUCGAGUCAGCCAGCUGAUCUACUCCAAGGACUCGAUGGCCUCUACGACAAGCCUCGAGCCUGUGGUGGCGGAACUCGACUUCCAGCUGACGCAAUGGUACGAGAGCCUACCGAUUCCACUGCAAUUCCCUUUUACCCGCGCCGCACUUCAGGACCCGGUCCAGACUGUGUUGCGCCUCAGAUUCUUUGCUUGCCGGACCAUCAUUUACAGGCCCUACAUCUUGGCUGUCUUGGACAAUGAGCAGGCCAUCUUGGAUCCUGCAGUACGAGACAGUUGCCACAAGUGCUUGGAGGCUUCUGUGCGCCAACUGGAACACAUCUCUGCACACCAUGCAGGCCACAUGCCUUAUUUGUGGCAGGGUGCGCUCUCCAUUGUGUCCCAGGCACUGCUCGUCAUGGGCGCCACCAUGUCACCCUCGCUGGGCAGCAUCCUUCUGACGCUAUGCGGUAGCCGUGAGGCUAUCGACCAGAUCAUCAAUGACGUCGUUAUGGAGGUCGAACGUUAUUCAAACCUUGCGCCGAGUCUGAGCUUGGCGGCUGAGAUCAUCAAAGAAGCCGAAGUGAGGAGGCGAGCAUUCCUCAGCGGGUGA
Molecule: messenger RNA, 2022 nt
Organism: Verticillium dahliae VdLs.17
Lineage: Eukaryota; Fungi; Ascomycota; Sordariomycetes; Glomerellales; Plectosphaerellaceae
Product: C6 zinc finger domain-containing protein
Exons: 3
Coding region: 1-2022 (673 amino acids)
Biological process (GO): regulation of DNA-templated transcription; DNA-templated transcription
Molecular function (GO): zinc ion binding; DNA binding; DNA-binding transcription factor activity, RNA polymerase II-specific
Source: RefSeq, a predicted model, not a curated record